AUGGGCCUGAAGGACCAUCUGGAGGAUGGGACAGGCCACAUCCUCAGCUUGGGGCUGGAUCUGGACUACCUCCAUGUGGAAGGUGCUGAGCGACAGGCUGGUGUGAGCGCAGCGGCAGGAGCUGCACACACAGGAGAGGAGGAGGCGGUGGGAGCUGGUGUUCAGAACAACAGGAGUAGCAGUAUCAGUAGCAGCAGCACUAGUUAUAGUACACAGUCCAACUCCAGCAGCAGUAGUAGCUGUAGUUACUUCUCUGAGGAGAGCGCUGUCUCUGACAGUGAAGAUGAGCGGGCCCACAUUGUCUCCUGUUCUGCCUCUCAAAACCCAAAUCAUGGUGAGCCUGCUUUACAUCAAGAGUCCACCUCAGUCUGUCCACCAGUCAGGCUGGAUCUGGCACCCAACCAAUCCCCUGGAGACCCCCCACAACCAAAACCAUCAUCACCUGACUCUGACCAUGUGUCAGACUGCCGCACCAAGGUGGAGUUUGCGCUUAAACUAGGCUACUCUGAGGAGCUGGUGCUGCUGGUGUUGAGGAAACUUGGCCCAGACGCACUCAUCAAUGACAUUCUGGGAGAGCUGGUCAAACUGGGAACCAAGACCGAAAUGGAACAACAAGGAGGAGGAGGAGGAGGAGACUUGGCUGUUGCCCAGUCUCCCUCAUCUUCUAUGUCUCCCUCUUUGGCCUGCUCCUCCUCCUCUUCCACCUCCUCAUUGGAUACUUACCGGUUACUGUGUCCUUCUCAGCUGCUGGACAAUAAAGAAAACCUGCGACCUGUUGUGGUUGAUGGGAGUAAUGUAGCUAUGAGCCAUGGGAACAAGGAGGUGUUCUCCUGUCAAGGCAUUCAGCUGGCAGUUGACUGGUUCCUGGAGCGAGGUCACCGAGACAUCACUGUUUUUGUCCCCGCCUGGAGAAAGGAGCAAUCACGACCUGAUGCUCUCAUCACAGACCAAGAGAUUCUACGACGACUGGAAAAAGAGAAGAUCCUGGUCUUCACUCCUUCGCGUCGUGUGCAGGGACGACGCGUAGUUUGCUAUGAUGAUCGUUUCAUUGUCAAACUUGCUUAUGAGUCAGAUGGUAUCAUUGUUUCCAAUGACAACUACCGCGACCUCGCCAAUGAAAAACCAGAGUGGAAGAAAUUCAUUGACGAGCGUCUGCUGAUGUAUUCAUUUGUAAAUGACAAGUUCAUGCCUCCAGAUGACCCACUUGGACGUCAUGGACCCAGUCUAGAGAAUUUCCUGAGGAAGAAGCCAGUGAUUCCUGAACACAGGAAGCAGCCAUGUCCCUAUGGGAAAAAGUGCACAUAUGGCCACAAGUGCAAGUUUUACCACCCUGAGAGGGGCAGCCAUCCACAGCGAUCUGUGGCUGAUGAGCUCCGUGCCAGUGCCAAAAUGUCAUCAGUAGCUUCCAGAGGCCUGCUGGAAGAUGCCCUGAUGGUGAUGAGCCAAAGUUCCGGUCAACUGGAUGCCAUGGCAGAGGCUGAGGUUUGUCGGAGCACUCCAAAGAAACAGCCAAACCUCACUGACCUCCUGGAGGACAGGAUCCGAGGCCUGUCCAAGAUGGAGGCCCGUAGGGGGAGCAGCAGCAGCAGCAGUAGCUGUAGUAGCAGCUUCUUAGGUCUUUCUGCUCCAGGAGGGCCACCGUCAUCAGCAAGUCUGGACCGAUGGGAGUACAUGGGGAACUCCAGGCCUUCCAUAGCCUCAGGACCAAACCAGGCUGAAACACUCAACAGAUGUGAGUCCCCAGAGGUGGGCUACAGCUCACUGGUGAAGGCCUACUCUAGUCUAAGUCUUACAGUCCCACAGAGUCCGGAACGCUUCUCCCCAGCUGACCUUCGAGCUGGAUCACUGCUCUCAGACUGCAGCAGUGAGGAGAGCACAGACUCUUUCUCCCCAGACCCGGUUCUAGAUGAUGGUCCAAAGUGUCGCCACCUUCAUCACCAUUAUCACUGUGGUGGCCCCUACCCCACCAGCCGUCCAGAACUGGGCCAACACAGUCCUCAUGGGCCUUCCAUCUCUCAAACAAAACCACAAGGCUUUGGCUUGGAUGACCUACCAUUGACCUUCACAUCUCCUUACACCUCUCCGCAUCCCUUCAAACCCACUUCAGCCAAAUACAUCCCACCCCUCCUUCAGCACCCCUCCUCACUCAGCAGUUUUUCCAGGGAGUUCUCAGCAAGACCACCCCAAAUGCCCCCCUCUCAGAGUUCCCCCUUGGGCCACCUUUGGCAGGAGGGUGGGGUUCAGGACUCCAGAGUGUAUCAAGGAUCCCCACUUCAAUCUAGGAGAAGUUACUCUGGGAUAAACCAACAACCUCAACUCCAGAUGAACUGGGACCCCCGUUACCAGCAGAAGCCAUGCUAUGACACCUUCGCUUUACAGAGCCUUCCAGAUGUCCAUGAGAAACCGUGGCACUCUCCUUGGGGCAGGCAUUCCUCACCAUGUGGCUUUUCUGCACCACCAAUCCCACAGGUGACCAGUAGUCCAUCCAUCCCCACCCAUAAAAGCCACCCACCCCCACUCCCACCCCCAGCACACCAGCACCAGAAGUCCUCUGGCUUAGGUCGAUAUCAGGAUCUGAGGGAGAGGUUGUUUAUUAAUUUGUGUGGUAUCUUUCCUCCAGAUCUGGUUAGAUUGGUAAUGACUAGGAACCCUCAUAUGAUGGAUGCUCAGGAGCUUGCAGCUGCCAUUUUGAUGGUAAAAUUACAGCACAGUUAAAGGUAAUGACACAUGCGUAUGGACAGACUAAUAAUGCAGAUGAAAAGCACAUUAUUUAAAGCUCUUUACGCUGUCAAUGGGCUGCUUUUUCAAUGCAGGGAUAUUGUCCAUUAUUUUUAAAGGUAUUUUUCGUAAAAGGGAAAUCCCAAAUCUGCAAUGUUACUGAAUAUGCCUGCUUAAGCACUUAAGAUCAGGAAAGACUGGAGUUAUUGUUGUUAUUUGAGCUGUUUAGGUUGAUUCAGAACACAUACCCGCUUAGGGAGGCUUUCUGUGUUUCAAGAAUGACAGUGUUGUUUGUUAAAAUUAAUUUAUUUGUUACAUCUUAACUUAUUACUUUUAUAAUUUGGGAAAUUAUUCUGUUUUCUGCACUUGAUAUUGUUGUGUUUUCUGUUUUGUUUUUUUUGUUUUUUUUUUGGCAAUCAUAUCAGGGUUUCAAUACAUCUCAAAGCAAUAAUCUCCAUUUUAGUCAUAUGCCUGUGUUUCAGUUACUACAAUGACGGCACAGGGUAAGUAACAGAAUGUAAUAAACUGUAAAACAUCAAUGCCACAUUUAAAGUAUAUUCCUACAGUAUUUAUUGCUUAUAUUAGCUCAGUGGAUGUCUUCAGGUACUAACAGGUGGCAGAUCAGAUGCUGUGGUGAGAUUUUGUGAAUUUCCCCAACAGGGAAGUGAAACUUAAGUGGCAGCCGCAAAAAGAGAAAGCAAAAACUCCUCUCAAAAACCCCAAGCUGUCGUUAGCUUUGAACUCAGUGUAUUUCCUUUGCUAGGAUAACCCUGUCAGCUGACUUCACGCUUUAUCAGCUGUCGGAAAACAUUAAACAAAACACAUCCUGUGUUUUUUCUUUUCAGGCUUCAAACCAUACACACAUAACAAGCUAUCAAGAGAAAAACAUGAUAUAGGUAGAAUAAAAAUUGAUGGUAUCCUUUUAUUCUUAAUUUAAUAUUAUGUGUUAAUUUAUUGCAUUUUUUAUGUGUGUGAAUGUCUGUGGUGUGUGAGACACAGGGUCUCCUUUGUCAGUGGUGUCACCACUAGAGAGGAUUUAGCAGCUUUGGACAGGGUAGAACUCGUUUAUGCCCUUCAAUAAAAUAUGCAGUUUUGCAGUAAAUGACUCAAACCAACAUGCAAGAGCUGACAAACCAAACACAACUGUCUUCAGUUCUCCAGUCUCCUCUCUGAGACAUUAAUCAUUAGAUCAGUUAAAUCAGUGGGUGGAGCCAAAGAACCACACGGGUGGUUUAUUUAUACUACAC
Sphaeramia orbicularis (orbiculate cardinalfish) is the source of this 3965-nucleotide messenger RNA. Its product is annotated as probable ribonuclease ZC3H12C. Gene Ontology annotation, molecular function: metal ion binding; RNA endonuclease activity; mRNA binding. Gene Ontology annotation, cellular component: cytoplasmic ribonucleoprotein granule; nucleus. The record is from RefSeq and is a predicted model, not a curated record. NCBI's taxonomy places the organism in Eukaryota, Metazoa, Chordata, Actinopteri, Kurtiformes, Apogonidae.